Messenger RNA from Eucalyptus grandis, 1550 nucleotides. Its product is annotated as G-type lectin S-receptor-like serine/threonine-protein kinase At1g61390. The coding region runs from base 27 to 1550 and encodes 507 amino acids. Gene Ontology annotation, biological process: recognition of pollen; protein phosphorylation. The record is from RefSeq and is a predicted model, not a curated record. Gene Ontology annotation, molecular function: ATP binding; protein kinase activity. The transcript has 4 exons. Lineage: Eukaryota; Viridiplantae; Streptophyta; Magnoliopsida; Myrtales; Myrtaceae.
CAACGAUGGAAAUCUGAAGCUUCUUGAUGGGCAAAAAAAACACUGUGUGGUCGACUAAUGUCAUGGCAAAGUCAAAUUAUUCUGCAGCCCUCCUUUCAGACUAUGGAAACUUUGUUCUUCAAGACAGGAAUGCGAAUAUAUUGUGGGAAAGCUUUGAUGAGCCAACUGACACUCUCCUGCCAAACAUGACGAUUGGAGUAAACAUGAAAACAGGAAAGAAACGAAACUUGAUUUCCUGGAAAGGCGAAGAUGAUCCCUCCUUCGGAAGCUUUGUCGUAGGAGUGACAUCGGAGACACCACCUCAGCUUUUCACUUGGAAUGGAUUGAGUCGUUACUGGAGAAGUGGACAAUGGGAUAAAACCAGGUUCAUCGGAAUACCCACCAUGGACAACACAUACUAUGAUGUCCAGCAAGAUAUUGUCCAGGGAACAUCAAAUUAUACCAACAAUAAUCACAACAACUCCAUCUUUGGAUAUACUUUCAUCUCUUUUGAAGGAACUUUAAAGGCGGUUUGGUGGGCCAAUCACUGGUCAACAUACUGGGAGGCACCGGCACCAACUAAACCUUGUGAAAUUUAUGGAAAAUGUGGGCCCUUUGGAGUUUGCAACCAGUCUAGUUCACCUAUUUGUCGAUGCUUAGAAGGUUUCAAACCAAUAUCAGAUGAAGAAUGGAACAGAGGAAACUGGACCAAAGGAUGCCUUAGGGAAUUGGAAUUGAAUUGUCAGAAAUCUGCAAGCACAGCUGCUUCAACGACUGUCAGAAAAGAUAUGUUCAGGAAAAUGAGUGAGAUGAAGUUACCUGAUUCCGCUGAUUAUUUGUUGAUAAAUGAUGAGGAAAGAUGUCGAAGUUGGUGCCUAGAAAACUGCUCUUGCUUGGCCUAUUCUUAUGUGAAUGCUAUAGGAUGUAUGACUUGGAGUAAAGACCUCCUAGAUACUCUGCAACUCCCCACAGGUGGCGAAGAUCUGUUUAUUCGACUUGUGGACACGAGUGCAGGUGCUGCGGGUGUACCUACACGGACAAAACUUAUCAUCAGUGUCAGUACUAUAUCUGGAAUCAUCUUAUUUGGAGCCGGUAUUUCACUCUGUGCUCUUUCAAACUGGAGAGGAAAGCUUAGGAAAAUGACAAUCCCAAGUCUCUUUAGGUCAGUGGCUGCAACCAUCAGAUCAGAAAAACUACCAAGGGAAACUUCAUGGAAAGAGCAAAUGAAGGAAGAUGAUGCAUCGGAAGCGGUGGUUUAUGAUUUUGAUAGCAUACGCCUAGCGACAGACAACUUCGAUGCAAAAAACAAACUCGGGCAGGGAGGGUUUGGCCCAGUUUAUAAGGGAAAACUGAGCGAUGGUAAGGAGAUAGCAGCAAAGAGACUUUCGAGUAGCUCAGGCCAAGGCAUAGCAGAGUUCAAGAAUGAGAUACUUCUAAUAUCCAAACUUCAACACCGAAAUCUGGUCAAACUCCUCGGUUACUGCACCAAAAGAGAAGAAAAGAUUCUAGUGUAUGAGUACUUACCGAACAAGAGCUUGGACGCCUUCCUUUUGGUUUGUCUCACUCUUUGA